CCACAACGUUUUCCCAUUGACCACAACUGAUCCGACUCUGCGUCAUUCCUCCACCUCUUCCCUACAAACUCGCCAAAUACGCACAAAACACCUUGUCACCAUGAUGUCUGCACGCCCCAUUGCCCGCGCCGCCGUGCCCCGUGCAGUCGCGCGGAGCACCCGCAACGUCGGCCGCCAGACCAGAUUCCAGUCCACCACAUCGAGCUCCAGCAGCAGCAGCGGCAGCAGCGGCUCACACAUCGCCUCUGGUCUUGCUGGUGGUGCCGCGGCCGGCCUGGUCCUGUACGGCGUCUUCCUCUUGACGCCCUCUGGCCGCAUGCACAGCACCAUCAACAAGGGCGCCAUCGAGGCCAACAAGAAGUACAAGGAGGCGACCAAGAAGCUCCAGGAGACCACCCCCAACGCCGACCAGGCGAUCGACUACAUCAAGAAAUACUGCUACACCUACGUUGGCUGGAUCCCCAACGGCCGCCAGUAUGUCGAUGCUGCUUUCCAGGACAUUGACACUCUGCGCGAGCACCACGGCGACGAGGUCAAUGCUGCCGUCAGCGACACCUACAAGCGCUUCCAGGAGCUGUCCAAGUCCGGUCUCAGCAUGGAGACCGCCUCCAAGGCCUUUGACGCGCUCACAGAGUUCUCCAAGAGGCUGGCCGACAUUACUGGUGAUGCUCUCGGCGACAUCCUCGAGAACCACCCCGAGGCCAAGAAGAAGUUUGGCGGCAGCAUUGACCAGCUCAAGGAGCUGAGCGACAAGUACGGUCCUGAGGUUAAGCAACAGGUUGACGAGACAUACAAGCAGGUCAAGGACGUCCUCGCGGGUGGCUUCAGUGCUGCCAACCUUGACAAGGCUCGCAAGCUCAUGCAGGACAAGGUUGAGCAGGUCAAGAAGCUGGGUGAUGAGGCCUACAAGAAGGGUCUCGAGCAGGCGAAGCCCUACCUUGAUAAGAACCCCAAGGUCAAGGAGAUUAUUGAGAAGAACGGCGAUGCGCUGAAGCAGGGCAACGUGAAGGAGCUUUUCGAGAAGGCCAAGAAGGCUGCCGAAUCCGGCGACCUCGGCGACCUGGAGAAGUAUGUCAACGAUGCUACGGAGAAGGCCAAGUCCAAGGGCUCCGAGGCGGCCAGCAGCUUCGGGCUGGACCAGUACUUUGACAAGAUCCCUAGCGGCAGCGAGAUCCUCGCCAAAGUCAACCAGCUGAGAGAGGUUGCCGACAAGCACAAGGAUGAAGGCGAGAAACUGCUCAAGGAGACCAUGGACGAGCUGAAGCAGGUCCUUGAGAAGAAGUCCGAAAAGGCCCAGGAGAUUGCCGACAAGGCGAAGAAGGAUGCCAAAUAAGGAAGGGCGAGCGCGCCACCAGCAUUCGUGUACUUGUACUCAUAGUCUAGCAUUGUUCGGCGUUGGGGGAUUCAGAACCACUAAAAUUUAAUUGAUCAUUACGAUGGCAAUCAAAGAACCUAUUCCAUUAGA
Messenger RNA from Microdochium trichocladiopsis, 1465 nucleotides. RefSeq lists its product as uncharacterized. The transcript has a single exon. Lineage: Eukaryota; Fungi; Ascomycota; Sordariomycetes; Xylariales; Microdochiaceae. The coding region runs from base 101 to 1333 and encodes 410 amino acids. The record is from RefSeq and is a predicted model, not a curated record.